ACACAAGGCAAGGAUAGAAGCGAGGCCGAGGGGCAAGUCACGCAACUGUCAAACGAAGCCCACCCACCGACUGACAAGGCCCCAAGGGGACAAGCGAUCCCCGCGCGGGAUACUCACCCGUUACCUCAGGAUCGCGACUACAACUCCCAGGAGGCUGCGCGAGCGACGGACCAACGCCCUUCCCAGAAUGCAGCACAGCUGCAUCCCUACCCCGCCCUCUCCUUUCUCCGCUCCUCCUGCUUUUCUACCCGUCGUCACCCGGGAGAGCCGGAGGGGGCUAAGUUCGGGUGGCAGCGCCGGGCGCAACGCAGGGGUCACGGCGACGGCGGCGGCGGCUGACGGCUGGAAGGGUAGGCUUCCUUCACCGCUCGUCCUCCUUCCUCGCUCCGCUCGGUGUCAGGCGCGGCGGCGGCGCGGCGGGCGGACUUCGUCCCUCCUCCUGCUCCCCCCCACACCGGAGCGGGCACUCUUCGCUUCGCCAUCCCCCGACCCUUCACCCCGAGGACUGGGCGCCUCCUCCGGCGCAGCUGAGGGAGCGGGGGCCGGUCUCCUGCUCGGCUGUCGAGCCUCCAUGUCGGAUAAUCAGAGCUGGAACUCGUCGGGCUCGGAGGAGGAUCCAGAGACGGAGUCUGGGCCGCCUGUGGAGCGCUGCGGGGUCCUCAGUAAGUGGACAAACUACAUUCAUGGGUGGCAGGAUCGUUGGGUAGUUUUGAAAAAUAAUGCUCUGAGUUACUACAAAUCUGAAGAUGAAACAGAGUAUGGCUGCAGAGGAUCCAUCUGUCUUAGCAAGGCUGUCAUCACACCUCACGAUUUUGAUGAAUGUCGAUUUGAUAUUAGUGUAAAUGAUAGUGUUUGGUAUCUUCGUGCUCAGGAUCCAGAUCAUAGACAGCAAUGGAUAGAUGCCAUUGAACAGCACAAGACUGAAUCUGGGUAUGGAUCUGAAUCCAGCUUGCGUCGACAUGGCUCAAUGGUGUCCCUGGUGUCUGGAGCAAGUGGCUACUCUGCAACAUCCACCUCUUCAUUCAAGAAAGGCCACAGUUUACGUGAGAAGUUGGCUGAAAUGGAAACAUUUAGAGACAUCUUAUGUAGACAAGUUGACACGCUACAGAAGUACUUUGAUGCCUGUGCUGAUGCUGUCUCUAAGGAUGAACUUCAAAGGGAUAAAGUGGUAGAAGAUGAUGAAGAUGACUUUCCUACAACGCGUUCUGAUGGUGACUUCUUGCAUAGUACCAACGGCAAUAAAGAAAAGUUAUUUCCACAUGUGACACCAAAAGGAAUUAAUGGUAUAGACUUUAAAGGGGAAGCGAUAACUUUUAAAGCAACUACUGCUGGAAUCCUUGCAACACUUUCUCAUUGUAUUGAACUAAUGGUUAAACGUGAGGACAGCUGGCAGAAGAGACUGGAUAAGGAAACUGAGAAGAAAAGAAGAACAGAGGAAGCAUAUAAAAAUGCAAUGACAGAACUUAAGAAAAAAUCCCACUUUGGAGGACCAGAUUAUGAAGAAGGCCCUAACAGUCUGAUUAAUGAAGAAGAGUUCUUUGAUGCUGUUGAAGCUGCUCUUGACAGACAAGAUAAAAUAGAAGAACAGUCACAGAGUGAAAAGGUGAGAUUACAUUGGCCUACAUCCUUGCCCUCUGGAGAUGCCUUUUCUUCUGUGGGGACACAUAGAUUUGUCCAAAAGCCCUAUAGUCGCUCUUCCUCCAUGUCUUCCAUUGAUCUAGUCAGUGCCUCUGAUGAUGUUCACAGAUUCAGCUCCCAGGUUGAAGAGAUGGUGCAGAACCACAUGACUUACUCAUUACAGGAUGUAGGCGGAGAUGCCAAUUGGCAGUUGGUUGUAGAAGAAGGAGAAAUGAAGGUAUACAGAAGAGAAGUAGAAGAAAAUGGGAUUGUUCUGGAUCCUUUAAAAGCUACCCAUGCAGUUAAAGGCGUCACAGGACAUGAGGUCUGCAAUUAUUUCUGGAAUGUUGACGUUCGCAAUGACUGGGAAACAACUAUAGAAAACUUUCAUGUGGUGGAAACAUUAGCUGAUAAUGCAAUCAUCAUUUAUCAAACACACAAGAGGGUGUGGCCUGCUUCUCAGCGAGACGUAUUAUAUCUUUCUGUCAUUCGAAAGAUACCAGCCUUGACUGAAAAUGACCCUGAAACUUGGAUAGUUUGUAAUUUUUCUGUGGAUCAUGACAGUGCUCCUCUAAACAACCGAUGUGUCCGUGCCAAAAUAAAUGUUGCUAUGAUUUGUCAAACCUUGGUAAGCCCACCAGAGGGAAACCAGGAAAUUAGCAGGGACAACAUUCUAUGCAAGAUUACAUAUGUAGCUAAUGUGAACCCUGGAGGAUGGGCACCAGCUUCAGUGUUAAGGGCAGUGGCAAAGCGAGAGUAUCCUAAAUUUCUAAAACGUUUUACUUCUUACGUCCAAGAAAAAACUGCAGGAAAGCCUAUUUUGUUCUAGUAUUAACAGUGACUGAAGCAAGGCUGUGUGACAUUCCAUGUUGGAGAAAAAAAGAAAAAAAAAAGCUGAAUGCUCUAAGCUGGAACGUAGGAUCUAUAGCCUUGUCUGUGGCCCAAGACCUUGGCCUUGUGUACAAAAAUGACAAAAUAUUGCAAUAGCAAAGCUGAACAUCUAACACUAGCUAUCUCUUGCUAGAUCUCCUUGCUCAGCAUAUAACUAUAAAUACAUGUAAAAUUACA
Pan troglodytes (chimpanzee) is the source of this 2685-nucleotide messenger RNA. It is a transcript of the gene CERT1, whose product is annotated as ceramide transporter 1. The coding region runs from base 188 to 2446 and encodes 752 amino acids. Gene Ontology annotation, molecular function: lipid binding. Lineage: Eukaryota; Metazoa; Chordata; Mammalia; Primates; Hominidae. The transcript has 19 exons. The record is from RefSeq and is a predicted model, not a curated record. Gene Ontology annotation, biological process: ER to Golgi ceramide transport.